This is a messenger RNA of Limulus polyphemus (Atlantic horseshoe crab), 1675 nucleotides long. RefSeq lists its product as uncharacterized. Lineage: Eukaryota; Metazoa; Arthropoda; Merostomata; Xiphosura; Limulidae. The record is from RefSeq and is a predicted model, not a curated record. The transcript is spliced from 5 exons. Gene Ontology annotation, molecular function: protein binding. The annotation marks the transcript as partial.
AAGUCUGAUGUACAUCUAACCACCACUCACUCUAUGUUAGUCAACACUGUUAAUGAAGUAUCUAUUCCAGAACCUGAAGUGGUUACACCUAGCUUAUUGGAAAUGGGAAAGGAUACUGCGACUGAUGCUUUUAAACCAUUGUUUAUCAGACACCAGCUCAAGAAAAUAGAAACCAAGAACACAACCGACCAAUCUAAAGACGAGCCUAAGCAUAUUGAAAUCAUGCCCUAUGUAAACAACAUCACAACAACAACUGUGAAGUCUACUUCAUGGUUGAUUAAUACCCCCUUUCAUGAACUAGAUUCUGUUAUCCAGAAGGAUUUGCAAGAUUCCGACAAAUCAAUUCCUUUCAGGGAAAACUCUAAAAUAACUACAAUAGAUGGUUCUUCCCAAGGUAUAGACACUGAUUCAGAUAUAAUACCAUAUAAUUUAACACACCCCAACAACGAGACUGAAAAUCAGACAGAAAAACAGGAGGAUGAAUAUAAGAUGAAUGCACCCUUAACCAGAAGCCACAAGGUGAAACCGGAAGAUGACUUAAGAUUUUCUGUAGAGUUACAAGUUCAGGAAAAACUUUCAAACAGGAACUCAAAAAUAUUAGAACAUUCAGUUAAUACUAAGUUUUAUCCCAAGGUGGAUGAGCAUCUACAUGUAACUAGUAUGGAGGUUGAGCAUCCAGGUGUAACUGGUAUGGAGGUUGAGCAUCCAGGUGUAACUGGUAUGGAGGUUGAGCAUCCAGAUGUAACUAGUAUGGAGGAUGAUCAUCCAGAUGUAACUAGUAUGGAGGAUGAUCAUCCAGAUGUAAUUGGUAUGGAGGUUGAGCAUCCAGGUGUAACUAGUAUGGAACUCAGGGACAUGAAUAAGUCAGAUAUCUCAGCUUCGUCUACAAGUCGAAAAGGUACAGAAUUUACUAACAGCUCAACCACAGAAAAAAAUCUAACAAAACCGAGGAUUGAUUCCACAUUUACACUUGGCUCCGAACAAUAUGGAGCACGACAAGAAACAAGAAAAAGCUUCUUCAUUCCAAAAUCAGGCUUAAUAAAUUCCGAAUCAGUAAGAGCAGACAAAAAUCAAAGCAGUGUCAUAACAUUAUCUAAGUUCUUUCCAGCAGUUAGUGAUGUUAAAAUGUUAGCAGACAGAUAUUUUGAGACAGGAGAUACAACCUUUCACAAGAAACCAGACGAAAAUUCUGUGACGAGAAACACGCAACUUUGUAAACCAGGGGAAUUUCUGUGUGUUAAUGUGAGCUCCUCAUUCCAUGCUUGUAUUCUGCCAAGUCAACGUUGUGAUUCUGUCAUCGACUGUGAUGACGGAAGUGAUGAAAUAGACUGUGAAUCUGGUUGCCACGGUAACUACCAAUGUCAGAGCGGGAAGUGUAUCGCACGACAUCAAGUGUGUGACCAAAUAACAGAUUGCAGAGGAGAAGAAGAUGAAACCAAUUGUGAUGCAUGGAAAUGCUUGAGCAGUGAAUUUAAGUGUAACAAUGGUCGCUGCAUUCCUAGAGAUUGGCACUGUGAUGGUGUUGACCAGUGUGGAGAUCAAACUGAUGAGGCUGGUUGUGCUACAGAAUGUUCAGAGCAACGGUUUUUAUGUCCAGAAGGACUCUGUGUGCCUAAAGCUUGGAGAUGUAAUGGAAUCGUGGACUGUUUUGACCAAAAAGAUGAAGAAGGCUGUG